AUGGGCAAGCAUGAACUCGACGAGGCAGCCCAGUUAACUAAACAAGACAAGAAGCGGAGGAGAAAAGAUCGCAAAAAAGGGCCGCGGCUUCAGGAUAUCACUCCGAGUUCGACUGACGCAACAGCCAAUUCGACACCGGCUCCGGAAGACGACAGUGAAAGCACAAAGUAUACACCUCAUCCAUCUCUCAAUGCCCAGCCGCAAGCCGAUUUAGACGAGUUCUUCAAGUCACAGUCGGUCCAGGUUGCUGAUUCACGGAGAACCAACUUAAGACCCAUUCUAGCCUUCUCACAUCUUCCCGUCGAACUAGGUUCCCAAUUUUCGACAAUUUUCUCCUCCUUUCAGAAUCCCUCGUCGAUCCAAUCUGCGGCUUGGCCGUUCCUUCUAUCCGGACGAGAUGUCGUCGGAGUGGCAGAGACUGGUAGCGGGAAGACCAUCGCCUUCGGGAUGCCUCUGGUAGUCCGGUUGACGGCGAUGAAGAAGAACAAGGGAAUAAGAGCCGUUGUCAUCGCCCCGACUCGAGAACUCGCUAUCCAAGUGUAUGAGCAGGUUGAUAAAUUAUGCAGCACCGCUCAUAAAUUGAAGGCUGUGUGCAUAUAUGGUGGAACCAACAAGGACGAACAGCGUCGAAGUCUCCAAGGAGCAAAUGUGAUUGUCGCCACUCCAGGGAGAAUGAAGGACUUCAUGUCUGAUGGCACCGUCGACCUGUCCAAGACGCGGUAUCUGGUCCUCGAUGAAGCCGAUCGCAUGCUCGACAAGGGAUUCGAGGACGAUAUCAAGCACAUCAUCUCCGCAAUGCCCUCGUCAAGCAAGCGUCAAACCGCCAUGUUCACAGCCACAUGGCCCAAAUCGAUCCGCGAUCUCGCCGCAACAUUCAUGAAGGACCCAGUGAAGAUCACGAUCGGUCGCAAUGAUGCCGACGAUUCAGGCGAGCUGCGAGCCAACACCCGUAUCGUCCAGAAGGUCGAAGUCAUUGACGGCGCUAUGAAGCAGCAGCGACUUCUUCAGCUGUUAAAAGAGCAUACUGCCGGCGAGAGGCGCGAUGACCGGAUUCUUGUCUUUUGCUUGUACAAGAAAGAAGCCCUGCGGAUCGAAAACUUUAUUCGAGGCCGAGGCUUCAACGUCGCCGGUAUCCACGGUGACAUGUCUCAGUCUGCUCGAAUUGCCAAUCUGGAAUCCUUCAAGUCUGGCUCAGUCAAUCUCCUCGUGGCCACAGACGUUGCGGCGCGCGGUCUUGAUAUUCCCGAAGUUAAACUCGUCAUCAACGUAACUUUCCCUCUCACAGCCGAAGAUUACGUGCAUCGAAUUGGUCGGACUGGUCGUGCUGGUAACGAUGGUCUGGCCAUCACCUUGUUUACCGAACAAGACAAAGGUCUCGCUGGGGCGUUGAUCAAUGUGCUGAAAGCGGCGAAACAAGAUGUUCCGGAAUCGUUAUUCAAGUUUGGCACGACUGUGAAGAAGAAGCAACAUGACUUGUAUGGCGCCUUUUUCCGGGAAGCCGAAGAUGGAAAGACGGCGACGAAAAUCACAUUCGAUGAUUGA
Molecule: messenger RNA, 1542 nt
Organism: Rhinocladiella mackenziei CBS 650.93
Lineage: Eukaryota; Fungi; Ascomycota; Eurotiomycetes; Chaetothyriales; Herpotrichiellaceae
Exons: 1
Coding region: 1-1542 (513 amino acids)
Biological process (GO): rRNA processing
Cellular component (GO): nucleolus
Molecular function (GO): RNA binding; ATP binding; RNA helicase activity
Source: RefSeq, a predicted model, not a curated record